AAAUAGAACCGUUAGGAAAAGCUCCCAGCAACGGCUAGUUUUCUCAUUUUCUUUUUAUUUUCCUUUUCAGUUAAACUCUCGCACGAUAUAGGAACAGAACAGGACGAGCGGCUACCAUUUAUUGCCUGGUAGGAUUAAUUAGACUAGUAUAAACAAAUCGAGAAGAAUCACAAUUUUAUUGAUUCCCAAUUUUAUUUUGACAAUCAAAUGAAUGAGCCGAUGGUGGAAGCUGUAGCAUCGAUGCAAGACCAGAGUACAAAUCCCCAUCUUCCUCCUCCUCCACCUCCUCCUACUCAGCGGCGGCCAAGGGUGAGGGAGGUGAGCUCUAGAUUCAUGUCUCCAGUAGCAGCGUCUCCUUCGUCCUCCCCUGUUCCCAAUAACAAGCAGCAGCGAUCCAGCUCUGUGCAGAAGCAGCGACAAAUGGAGCCUCUCUCCUGUGCCGACGAGAACAAACUCACCGCUACUGAUUUCACUCGCAGCCCGCCACAACGGAAGCUUCAGCAACGCGCUGUGAUGAAACUUUUCAAGGAGAACGGAGGAGGCAGACAGGAACAGGCAACAUCAAGAUCUCACAGGCCUGACACCCCGAUAGUCACUAUAUCCUCCUCUAAACUACGACUGAUGCAGCACCAUUCUACACCCAUCAUUUCAGCUGCUGCAAAGCUCUUGCAAACUUCUGGAAUGUCACCAUCUCAUUCGGAAAAUUUGAGUGAAUUAUCAACAUCGCGAUCCACUUGUGAUGGCCAUGACAAUAGUAAUAAUCAUAACAUCCAAGGGAACCACUUAACAAUUCCUGAUAUCCGCUCUUCCAUGCCUGAGGCCACCGUCUCAAGUAGAUAUUUGGCAGAUAGAAAUAUCAAUAGGCUCAACGGGAGUGCUGUUGAUUCUUCUAAAUUCUCUGCUUCCCCCUGCUUCCGGUCCCUUGAUUUGCCACGAUCUUCUCCAUCUGAAUAUUCUUUGAUCCAUUCCCUGAAAGCUGCUGAAAAAACAGCCAAACAAUAUAGUAAUUCUGUCAAGAUAGGUGGGCCUCCUCUUCCUCCAAAGCUGGUAGCCGAUGUGUCCAGAAAGGGGAGGAAAAUUCCCAGUCAGCAAGAAGAUGUGCAUUCUCUGAGAUUGCUUCACAACCAUUAUUUGCAGUGGCGAUAUGUCAAUGCAAAAGCUGAGGCCUCCGUCAAAGCUCAGAGAAGGGAAACCGAGAGAACACUGUACUCUCUCGGUGUCAAGAUAUCAGAGUUAUGUGACUCGGUGAAAAGGAAACGCAUUGAACUUGGCCUUUUCCAAAACACUAAGGCUCUAUCUACAAUUCUUGAAUCUCAGAUGCCAUAUCUGGAAGACUGGUCUACCCUCGAAGUGGAUUAUUCAGUAUCUCUGCUAGAAGCAAUUCAAGCAUUGUCGAACGCAUCACUUAGACUUCCAAUCUGCGGGAACGUUAGAGCUGAUGUAAGGGAGGUAGGAGAGGCAUUGAACUCUGCAGUGAAGUUGAUGGAUACAAUAGCCCACCAUGUUCAAAGCUUUAUGCCAAAGGCUGAAGAACUGGAAAUUUUGGUUUCAGAACUAACCAGGGUGUCUGGAGGAGAAAGAGCACUUGUUGAAGAAUGUGGGGAGCUAUUGUCUAUGACAUAUAAAUCACAGGUGGAGGAGUGCAGCUUACGUGGUCAACUUAUUCAAUUAAAUCGAACCUGUCGUGGUCAACUCCAUGGAGAUGAGCAAUAAUCCAUUGCUAUCUUUGAUUUGAGCUUACUUGAUGACGGUUUUCUUAUGGGAGAUGAGCUAUAAAUUUUGGUUUCAGCCUGAGGAUUUCUUUUUUCACCUCUACGUCGAUGUCCAUAUCACCGUGGCUUUUUCACUUAUAAAGAACAAAUCAUAAUCAUUGAAAAUCAACCAUUCUUUUUCUUUGGCCAUACUACCCAUUUUUUCACAAUUCAUAGCACAGAUGUAGUAAUAAUAUUUGAGUUGAGAAUGUGUAAUAUUGUAACUCUAAUCAAGUAAGUAGUGGCGCCUGUAUAUAUUUCCAUAUCAAUGAUUCACGGAGGUUUUUGUGUUCUAUUUUAUUUUCUCGUUGAGAAAAGUAAAUAUCUGAAGAAGAGCUAACUUGAAAAUGUAAAUGCAGUCUGCAAAAUCCUUAUCUCAA
Jatropha curcas is the source of this 2131-nucleotide messenger RNA. Its product is annotated as protein ENDOSPERM DEFECTIVE 1. Gene Ontology annotation, molecular function: microtubule binding. Gene Ontology annotation, cellular component: nuclear microtubule; cytoplasm. Gene Ontology annotation, biological process: spindle assembly. Lineage: Eukaryota; Viridiplantae; Streptophyta; Magnoliopsida; Malpighiales; Euphorbiaceae. The record is from RefSeq and is a predicted model, not a curated record.